GGGUUCAUCGUCGACUCCUCCCAAGAGUAAUACGCCUGUCUUCCAAAGUGCUUUCCAGUGCACUUCCUUGCAGCGCACUAGGAUCGCCCAUGCUUUGCGAGCUCGGACGAAAUCCUGUCGCAAGAUACAGAGCUGUAAGAUAUCAUAAAGCCUGCGAAUGUGAAGUUUUCUUGUUGUCCGAGGUUCCUUUGAGCCAGGUAAGUCGAAAAGGAGAAUAUCUUCUGCAGAAGACAUGCACAAUGGUACUAAGCGCCCUAUCGAAUAUUAGGCACUGCAAACCGGCGCGAUCGACUUGGCAUCCUCAUUUCUCCCUCGACUUCACGACAUCAUUGACUUACCAAUGGACGACGACCUUUCAUUUGGGGCCUCUGUAUGGGGCAGCACCGACUCACCAACAGCAACACCAACGCUUCCGCCAGUUCUCAAACCACCAUCAUUCUCUCCUGCACUGUCCAGCCCGCAAGAUAGCGUCAACGACUUCGAUGAUUUUGGUACUCCUGCAGAGACAAUUGCUGCCUCCGGUGAUGAGGGGGAUGACGAUUUUGGAGAUUUUGAGGACUUUGGAGAAGCAGUUGAGGCAGGGCCCAGCUCGGUACCUUCUUUCAAUGAUGCUUUUUUGGACGAGCCAAGAAUACCCGGGGCAUCGAAGGAUUGGCAACCACUACGCGUAAAGCCUAUGCCUUCGCUAGAAGAAAUACGACAACAGAUGCACGAACUGCUGGGACCACUAUGGCCACCAGCAGAUCCGUCCCUCUUCCAUGACCGGGAGCUACGACAAGUGGGCGGCUUGAAUCAAAUCCUUAUUAGUCCUGAGAGUCGUCGAAUGUAUGAUUAUCUCUGUCCGUCGACACCCCCGGAGAUCCAACCAGUCAAUUGGACUCGAUCACGAAUACGUCGACAACACCUCAUUGCCCUUGGUAUUCCCGUCAACCUUGAUGAAGUUCUACCUCCUUCAGGUGGUAAACUGCCCCCACUUCAAAUAACAACUCGGCCGACAUCCGCUCCACCAGGACCAAGUAGCGCAUCAGCUGUGAGAAACCAUGCGGCAGCUACGGCAAACAACUCAAGGGCAGGGACACCACGUUCUGGUACACCUCAACCAGGUAUUAGGAAUAGUUCUCUUGCUGCCGCGCAAAUGCGCCUUGGACCUCAACCUGAGCUCGAUGAAGCAAAGAUUGAGACCCUGCUGAAUCUAAAACCAGAUGACCUUUCGAUCAUGCCAGUAAGGAUGGUUGAAUCGCAUCUCAAGGCCUUGCAAGAUCACACUGUUCAGACAUCAGCGUUGCUGACCUAUUUGCUGCAGACACGGGAUGCUCUGCAGCAGGACUCGGAAACAUACAAUAAAUUGAUUGGGGAGCUAGUCGGAGAGGCUCAGAAGAUGAAUACUGGCAAGAGGUUAGCUGGUAGUAGACGUGGGAGUGCGAUGUCAUGAGUAUGUCCAUUGUUUGGCUGAAACGUCGUCUACUACGACAUAUAUCCCGAUUGCUUUGCUUUU
This is a messenger RNA of Somion occarium, 1495 nucleotides long. Lineage: Eukaryota; Fungi; Basidiomycota; Agaricomycetes; Polyporales; Cerrenaceae. The record is from the annotation of a GenBank genome assembly.